AUGCAUGAGGUUGCCAUGUACGCAGGAGUGGAACCAUCUGCAAACAUACAUGGUCAACUUUCCCUCACACAGUCAGCACCGUCCCAGUCAUUGAUUUAUCCAAACCAACAGUCACUUUUAGAACGCCUGGCCAAAUCCUCAUCAGGUUUUAACAGUACAUUCAACAGCAUUUCAGCCAAC
Molecule: messenger RNA, 180 nt
Organism: Lymnaea stagnalis (great pond snail)
Lineage: Eukaryota; Metazoa; Mollusca; Gastropoda; Lymnaeidae
Source: the annotation of a GenBank genome assembly